Molecule: messenger RNA, 1374 nt
Organism: Tinamus guttatus (white-throated tinamou)
Lineage: Eukaryota; Metazoa; Chordata; Aves; Tinamiformes; Tinamidae
Source: RefSeq, a predicted model, not a curated record
AUGGGACUCUUCGUGCUCCCUGGAGUAAUAGAUGCGGACUAUACUGGAGAAAUACAAAUAAUGGCUUACACCCCCUACCCACCAUUGAAGAUUGAGCGAGGUCAACCCGCCAUUGCUUGGACUUUCCCUAUCCCCAUCACAUGGAUUACAGAAGAGCCAGUGAUGGUUAAGCAAUGGCCGUUAAAACGGGAAAGUCUUGAACAGGCUCAUAUGUUAGUUAAGGAGCAACUUCAGCAAGGACACUUAAGGUUGUCUACGAGCCCGUGGAAUACACCUAUUUUUGUGAUUAAGAAGAAAUCAGGGAAAUAUCGACUGCUCCACGACUUGAGGGCAGUGAACAGUCAAAUGGAGCCAAUGGGAGCACUGCAACCAGGUCUCCCGAAUCCGGCCAUGAUCCCAGAAAAUUGGCCUAUAUUGAUCAUUGAUCUUAAGGAUUGCUUCUAUACUAUCAAUUUGCAUCCAAAUGAUUCGAAGCGUUUUGCGUUUACGCUUCCAGCCAUCAACAGAGGUGAACCUGACAAGAGGUUCGAGUGGACAGUUUUACCGCAAGGCAUGCGCAAUUCGCCAACUUUAUGUCAGCUCUACGUGGAUGCGGCCCUGCAGCCCCUGAGGCAGAAAAUGUCUGAUACGGUGAUCUAUCAUUACAUGGAUGACAUUUUGUUUGCACGGAGCCGAGAAUUCACUGAAGAAGAUUUGAGAGGGAUUAGCACGACUUUGGCACAGUAUUCCCUAGUGGUAGCUCCUGAGAAAAUACAACGGUCUACACCUUGGAAGUACCUGGGUUGGACAAUCACGGAACAGAAAGUCCGGCCACAGAAGCUGUUGCUGGAUGUGAAAAUUUCCACCUUGCAUGAAGCCCAGAAACUCCUAGGUGACCUGCAAUGGUUAAAGCCGGUAACAGGUAUACCAAAUACCUUAUUACAGAAAUUACAACCGCUUUUGAAGGGCACCGAUCCAUGUACUCCUGUUAUUGUUACUCCAACACAAGAGAAAGCCCUCCAGCACAUUGGUCGGUGUAUAACCGACGGUUUUGUGUCUCGCCGGAUACAAGAUUGCCCAAUCGACCUCACCAUUUGGCAUGGCGACGACCACCUAUUGGGCGCGCUCACCCAGUAUAAAAAAGAAACGGGGGAGCCAAGGGUAUUGGAAUGGCUGUCGCCACCUUUACAAUCUAGAAAAACUAUAAUACAAAAAAUUGAAAAUCUCGCCAAAUUGAUCCAGAAAGGUCGACUGCGUGUCAUAGAGGUCACUGGACGGGAGCCAGCCGUGAUUCACCUACCCAUUGAGAAACCCACCUUGGACUGGUUCCUCAGACUUCGCAGAGGCGCUCUUGGGCCUAGGAGCAGAGAUAAGGACAGGAUCGAUAGCGCCUAA